CGUACUGGAGAGCUUGGAGCGCAGGCGGCGUGACGUCAGCGAGGGGCGGGAGGAACGUCAUCGGCAGAAACUUGACAGGCGACAUCCCCUUCUGCAUAACGGACUAGGAGACAAAAGCCAAUGGAUAAGUGUUAACACAAUGAAAGAUACUGAAUCUAGAGAAUCCGGGAAGGAUGAGGAUUGGGUUGAUGAUGCUGUCAACAGUGACAAGGAUUUACCUAUGAGGCGGAGUUUCUCCGUGGAGGACCUGCUUGAUGAGGUGGAGAAGAUUGGCAAUGUCUCGACAGGGGAAAAUAAGGUUGAGAUCGUGGUCAGGUUGUGGAAGAACGGAUUCACCGUGAACGACGAGGACCUUCGCAGUUACUCUGAGGAUGAAAAUCAGCAGUUCCUGGAGGCUAUUAAACGAGGGGAGCUGCCACCAGAGCUGGAAAACUCAGCGGAGGAAGAAGAACUGGAAGUGAAUGUAGAAGACUUGAAGGAAGAGAUGUAUGUGCCGAGGAAGAAGAGUUUCCACCCCUUCACUGGCCGAGGCUACCGACUGGGCAGCGUGGCACCCAGGAUAAUAGCCAGGUCUCCGUCAAUACACAAAGAGGACAGCACCCCCACUGUGCCGUCAGUGUCCUUGAAUGACACACAGCCAGUCACCAGCCUUCAGAUCUGGCUGGCAGAUGGGAGACGACUGGUACAGAAGUUCAACCUUUCUCACAGGAUCAGCGAUGUGCGGGAUUUCGUGCAGCAGUCAGAGAGCUCCGGCUCGCCCUUCAUCCUCACGACGUCACUUCCCUUCCGCGAGCUGAGGCAGCCAGACCUGAGCUUGCAGGAGGCCGACCUGAGCAACGCCGUCAUUGUCCAGCGACCCCUGCUGUCCCCAUCCGACGGCGCUAACUGAGGAGACCAAAGACCGGCGGCACACUGUAGCGACACUGCAAACUGCCGCGGCCGUCUCUGCGGCAAGCGGGCACCCGGACACCUGUUCACCAGCUCGCACACAAACAUGUUGUAUGCAGAAUACAGAUUCUUCCACUUAUUUGAUAUGCACACGAGCAGGAAGCUUCGAGAGACUGCCUGCAUGUACUAUAGAGUAUCCACGCAAAAUGACGUUUACUAUCUUUACUGUGCUGGCAGAUUAUAGGAGGCUUCAAAGGCCAGGAUGGGACUAUGCUGUGCUGUUCUGCCAGUCGCUUCUUACAUUUACAUUUAAUUGAUUUAGCAGACACUUUAUGCAAAGCAACAUACAUGUUUUUGAGAGAGCGGGAUCAGACUGUCCCUGGGGCAAUUGAAGGUUAAGGGCCCAAUAGAGGCAUAACUCUGCCCUCCGCAGGGUUUGAAACAGUGAUUUCUGAUCACAACCACAGAGCCACACAACACCUUCAUAAGUUAACUAUGUGAGAACCUAAUGGAACCCACUAAAAUAAGCAGUAGGUUAAACAAUCUGGUAACUGACUGCACGUGAUAAUCUCUGACUAGGCUUUUCAAGCCUCGAAUCUCCCGGACUGCUUGGAUUUAUGGGUGAAAUUAUGACUUUCCAUGAAGUCUGCAGUUGAAAUCUGAUUUUUUUGUGUAAACUUGAUUAUAUAGAAGACUGUUACUGCUACAAUACAUGCUAACAAUAAUAAGGGCAAAAUUAGCUGUCUAAAGGUCGCACUUCACAUGCGGUCUCUGUCGCUGUCACUCUUGCAUCCUUCACGGAAAACAAUCAAGAAACACGUUUAGAUUAAUCAUCGGUACUAAAUGAACUGAUUCCAAUAAAUGACAUCGUCUCCAUUCUGGUUUGCAGCCUGUUUACUUUGUGAACUUUUGCUUAAUAUAUGUGAUAUUUUAAUAAUAUAAUGUACAUCUGGCUAAAAAUUUUAUAUGAAACCGUUUUCAUGCAAAUAUAUUGGGAGCUGAACUUGAAAUACCACAAUACAUACAGUUAAGCCAUAAAUGGUUUUAUAGUUCAAAAUGCAUACAUAUGUAUUAGUUGAUUUAUUUUAUUUGUCGCAAUAAAUGCUUUUCUGCUGCAUGGA
Paramormyrops kingsleyae is the source of this 2009-nucleotide messenger RNA. It is a transcript of the gene ubxn2a, whose product is annotated as UBX domain protein 2A. The record is from RefSeq and is a predicted model, not a curated record. Gene Ontology annotation, biological process: Golgi organization; membrane fusion; autophagosome assembly. Gene Ontology annotation, molecular function: ubiquitin binding. Lineage: Eukaryota; Metazoa; Chordata; Actinopteri; Osteoglossiformes; Mormyridae. Gene Ontology annotation, cellular component: nucleus; cytosol.